Molecule: messenger RNA, 2166 nt
Organism: Cherax quadricarinatus
Lineage: Eukaryota; Metazoa; Arthropoda; Malacostraca; Decapoda; Parastacidae
Source: RefSeq, a predicted model, not a curated record
GAAAUAAAGAUACCUAACUGUUGCAUAUGUGUCUUACCUAACAACCUGUCGGUAUUUUAUACCAUUUUAAUGUUCAAUAGUGUGAGAGGUGUGAGCAAUAUGACGGUACACAAGACCCUAGCAAGAGCUCGCAAUAUUUGCCUCUCGUUCACAAUAUUUUUAUUAAUGAUGAUUGUGGUGAGAGGACCACCAGCAACUGUUGAAGAAGAGCUAAUGCUCGCGGCCCGUUUGUCCGGGCCCCUCAGCUAUGAUGAUCCUGAUCUCCUUCAUGUGGUGACUCACUUCUUCCUACACCCGCCCUCCACCCUCCCUUAUCACCUUGUGAGAGAUCAACAGUACAGUGCUGAAAAAGUAACAUAUUCUUCAUACGAAAAUGAAUUCGCUUUUACGUUCUACAAAAACGUCAUGAAUGACCUGUUCGAGGGUGCUCCCCCCGGGUUCUUCGUGGAGGCAGGAGCUUUGGAUGGGGAGUUUCUCUCCAAUACAUUGUCUCUGGAGACGAACAGUGGUUGGACAGGGCUUUUGGUGGAGACCGAUGGAGAUAUGUUUAACCAGUUGUUGCGGAAGCGAAGGCAGUCAUGGGCAUGUCAUACUUGCCUGGCCACCCAGGCUCACCCACACCUCGCCAUACUUGUCAAAUACCUACAUAAUUCACAUUUUAAUACUUUUACGAGCCAUUCUGCGAGGGCUCGUGGAUCACUGAUGAGUGUGGCUGGAGGGGCCAAUUUUGACAUGUCGGAGCAGAGCCAUCGAGCCUACGAGUCUGUACAGUGCUUGCCUUUAGCUACGCUGCUCUUGGCGAUGAACAUCACCCACGUAGAUAUGGUGUCACUGGAUGUUGAGGGCGCCGAGGAGGACAUAUUACGUCACUUUCCCUGGGAUCGCAUCACGGUAGACGUCUGGCUGGUAGAACACCAAAUUCACACCCCUUCCGACUCCAUAUACUCUGCGCAAGUCUCUUUUUCCGGAUCGUCUCCUGAUGCCCCAAGAAGAUUAGAAGCUACAAAUAAUCACAAAUUUUCAACAGCUUCUUCGAAACAAGAGAAAGUUGACGGAGAGUUUGUCAGUAUGUUCAUUAUACACGGCUAUGAACUGUACAAAGUGAAAACAGAUCCCAUUCCGGAUUACGUAUUCAUACGAAAGGAUUCUAAAGUUGAUAAGAGACUUAAAGCAAGAGGCUUGAGUAGCAAAAUCGCUGAUAUAGGAUCACAUUCAUUAUAACAACACUGUAACUUGGAGAUUAACCUUAAUAUUUUAUUCAUAGUUAUGAUUAUAAUAAACUCAGUGACUCUAAAUAUUCAAGUGAGAAACUUCAAGAAACUUUGGCAGGUACAUCACCCUGGAAUGCACUUGUGCCUUCAUGCAAAGUGAAAUUUGUAAUUGCAUGGUAAUUUAUGAAGCCUCGCACCAGCACGGCUAUGCAACACCUGCAAUAACCGGCUUUCGUUAGGAUAAUGUUCUGAAUAAAUUUUAGGUAAAUGUUAAUAGAGUAAAUAUAUUUUAAUGGAAACAGAUAAAUCUGUAAAAAUUUAGAGAAGACUUAGAGUUGCUUUUAUGUUGUUGAUAUUAUCCAUCACGAGAACAAACAUGGACAACAGGUCCACCAACUUCAUAAUAUUACACUGAAAUUAGACUUACUCCUAGAAUUAAUUUGAAAUGAGGUGAUAGUUGGCAUAGAUUCCUUAAUAACUUUCCUUAAUAUCAUACUAAAAAUGAAUAUUGAUCUAUCCUAUCCUUAAACAACGAAAAGACUCCUCAUAACUAACUAAUUCCGAUUUGAGACUUUAAUAACUCAAAGUUAGGGUGUUGGCUCAUAAACAAAAAUCUCUACAUUAAAUAUAGAAAAAAAUUUACUUGAAAAAAUCCCAGUUUCAUUUCCUUCCCGGUAAGUUAUGACGCCGUUUGGUGACAGAGAUGUUUUUCUUUUUAUGCAAAGUUGGUAUCGCAACGAAAGUAGUUAGUGUAAACUUGCUGGAAAAUAAGAGCCUCAGUCAGAAGCCGAAAAAGUACACACAACCCCUCUUUAUUAAAUGUUUUUUUUAUUUAAAAUGUAACCAUAAAAAUUAAGAAUUCACUUUGUUAUUUUUUUUUACCAAAUUAUGAUUCAGUUAUGAUUACCUACAUAAAUGAGUUUUUUUUUUGUUCUUCAUAACAAAAUGCAUUGAU